AUGUCUUCCAACACUAGAAAGAGGCCCCUCGUCUCGUCGAGCGCUCAAGCUCCUGGGUUUAAGAAGCGCAAGACGGAUCCCUCUGUACCCAAGUUCUAUGCUGUGCGUAUUGGCAUGAGGCCGGGUGUCUACAGGACAUGGGAUGAGUGCCAGGCGCAGACGGCGGGCUUCAAGGGCGCUUCGUACAAAUCUUUUCUCUCCCUCGAAGAGGCUCAGGCCUUCGUCGCUGGCAAGAAGAUCAAGUCCACCAGCGGAGAACCCGAACCCCCAAGGCCCAAGUACAAGAAGUUUCCUACCCGUGAGGAAGCCGUCCAAUUCAUAAAGGAGUGGGGUGACGCCGAUGCCAUCGCCGCGCUCGGGGAGAAGGUUUCGGAUGCCGAGAGCAGUGACGAGGACGACUCCGACGAGGAGGACGACGAGCUGGAUGUCGAUGGAGACAGGCUCGAGGUCGAGGAGAGCUCUGGCGCUGGCAAGAAGAAGAAGGGGGAAAGGCUCAACAUCUCGGAGCGCCUCCAUGGUGAGCCACAAACAAACCAGCGCGCCGAGCUGAUGGCCAUCCUCCGCGCCCUCCAAGUCAUUGAUGCCCACCAGUCUGUGCAAAUCAUCACCGAUAGCCAGUAUAGCAUCAACUGCGCCACGGUUUGGGCAUCAUCCUGGGAGAAGAAUGACUGGAAGACGGCCCAGGGUGAAAACGUCAAGAACCAAGACCUUGUCAAGGGCAUUCGCCAACGCGUCCGGGAACGGACGAGGGCGGGAGGAAAGACCACCUUUAAAUGGGUCAAGGGCCACGCCAACGACGCGGGGAACCAGGCUGCGGACCAACUUGCCGUUGCGGGGGCCAGGAAGGCUCUCUGGUGA
Parascedosporium putredinis is the source of this 858-nucleotide messenger RNA. Lineage: Eukaryota; Fungi; Ascomycota; Sordariomycetes; Microascales; Microascaceae. The record is from the annotation of a GenBank genome assembly.